CCAUAUAAAGCCCAUGCAGACUUCGAGUAAAUGCACGCCAGCUUCAAUACCUACAUAAUAUUAAAAUCAGACAUAGAGAAGGUCCAUUGUGUCAGCGUUUGCUGCAGUAAAUCAUUUAACUAGCCAAAGAGCUGAUACAACAGAUACAUUUUGUUUAUCCUUAUCGGCUGAAAUAAACGGUAAUAUUUAAAAUGGUUAUGACGAAGAAAUUGAAGACUUUUGAUAUAAUUUUCCAUGACCCUACUAAGACUUAUUGUAGUGGUGACAAAGUAGCCGGGAAUAUUGUUGUUGAAGUGUCGGAGGUGACCAAGUUAUCCGCUAUGCGAGUGUUUGGCAUUGGAUGCGCCAAUGUGGGAUACACUAAAGGAAAGCAGAGAUGUCAUGAAGAAAUCGAUUAUCUUAAAUACGAAGACACAGUUCGACUAAAUCAUGAACUAAGAGAUGCUGAUGGUUCUGUCACUCUGCGACCAGGAAACAGAUACGAGUUCAUGUUUGCGUUUGAGUUGCCCCAGUCAGGGCAACUAGUAUCCUCCUACAAAGGUAAAUUUGGUUACGUGCAGUAUUAUGUGAGGGCAGUGAUGGAAAGGCCUUCCCAACCUGCCUUGCAGUGUGAACAGCCUUUUGAGGUGGAGGAGCCUCUGGAUGUCAACACACCUGACCUCCAGAUGCCAGCUUCUGGGAGAAAAGAGAAGAGGGUGACUUGCAUGUUCAUUCCCGAUGGCCAGGUGUGCAUCAGCGCCAAGAUCGACCGCAAGGGCUUUUGCGAGGGCGAGGAGAUAUGCAUAAAUGCCAAAUUUGAGAACAACUGCUCGCGCAUCGUGGUGCCCAAGGCGGCCAUCAUGGCGAAGCACAGCUACCAGGCUGGCGGCAGGACCAAGGUGUUUCGGCAGAAGCUGUCGGCCGUGCGCGGCGACCACAUAAUCUCGGGCAUGUGCGAUAUGUGGCAGGGCAAGACCCUCCGUGUGCCCAAGCUUAAACCCUCGUUGAUGGGUUGUGACAUCAUCCAUGUUGAUUACACUCUCAUGAUCUACCUCCACAUCCCCGGUAGUGAUAAACUGAUCAUGGAAUUGCCCCUAGUCAUCGGCACCAUCCCGUUCAGCGGCUUCGCCAGCCGCACCAACAGCAUGAGCAGCCAGUCCGAGUCGCUCGCCAGCCCCUCCAGCAGCUGGGCGUCCAUGAGGCUCCCCUCCGCGCCCCCAAGCUACAGCGACAUCUCCCGCGACCUGCGCAUCGACAGCCUGCUCACGCCGCUGCUGGAGGAUUGCAACAUAGACGAGGAGGACGGUCUCUUCAUGAGGGCACCGGCCCGUCAUUACCCCCCACCCCCGGCGUACUCCGAGGUUGUUGAGGAGCUCAACGGCUGCAACAAUGUUCUUCAGGUUUGCUGAAGUCACAACCUGUCAACUUAACCAAAGUGUGUGCUGUCUGUUGCGAGACUAGAGGUUGGACUGUAAAGUUGUAAAAGAGAAGCACAGCUGUGAAGUUUGGAGAAGCGGGACCAUAACCCUAAAACAACAAUGGAACAGAGACUUUUGAAGAUUUUGGUCUCAGAACAGGUUAAUUAUACUCUGGUCUCAGCUAUCCUCACAGUCUCCAACGUUGAAUGUAAAACCUCAAUGUCACACUGCCAAAAUGCUUACAGAAGUUCACAUUUUUGGGCAUUGAGACAUAUUUUGUAAGUUAUCUGACCUUAACCCCUCAAGUCAUUCCACAUUAGUUCUGUACUUGAGUGCGCUUGAGCAGUCAGAGAGUUGCUGUGUUAGACUCAUGACUGCAACAUUAGAAUUGUCACCCACACUUGAAGAUGAGCACAGCAGCCAUAUGGUUUGUAGAAACCAAGCCAAUGCAAGACUAUGCAGUCAGACAUAUUGUGUUGUUGCACUUUUUGUGGUGGCAGAUUGCUAUAUAAGUAAAAAUUAUAUUGUAUUUUUUUAAGGUCCUUCCUUGGUAGUUUUGACUGUUUUGAAUGUACUGUAGUUUCCAUGUAUUCAAAGCACAAACAAGCUGAUUGAAUAGACUACACGAAUGAAAAAUCUAAAUUAUGUUUUGAAACUGUAUAUAGAAAUUCAAUAUGAAGAGUAUAAUUUUUUUCAAGAUACAUGUUUUAUAUACAAAUACAAUUUGACAGA
Molecule: messenger RNA, 2129 nt
Organism: Osmerus eperlanus (European smelt)
Lineage: Eukaryota; Metazoa; Chordata; Actinopteri; Osmeriformes; Osmeridae
Product: thioredoxin-interacting protein-like
Exons: 6
Coding region: 192-1388 (398 amino acids)
Biological process (GO): protein transport
Cellular component (GO): cytoplasm
Molecular function (GO): ubiquitin protein ligase binding
Source: RefSeq, a predicted model, not a curated record